AAUCCUACCUUCUCCUGAGCUUUCCUAUCUGUGCUUCCUACUAAUCAAAUCACCAGCAUGAAGAUCUUGGCAUUGCUGGUACUGGUGGCAGUUUCCACCUUCCUGGUCUCAGGCCAGAAUACAACAAGUGCUCCAUCUGAUAGCUCGACUGCUGCCCCUGAUGCCACCACUGCUGCUGCCACCACUGCUGCCGCCACCACUGCUCCUGCCACCACUGCUGCCACCACCAAGACCACUGCUGCUCCAUUGAGCAUGAGAAAGAAACUUCAUGGAUAUCUUAAAGAAAUGGUUGGGUUGAAAUAUUACUAAGAUGGAAUUAGCCUGGACCUUCUGCAUUUGAUCCUGCUGGGCUCAGCCACAAUGUCCAUUCAUUUGAUUUAAUUCAACUACUUACCAUGUGUACUAUCUCUUUCUUAUCCCUAUUCAGUAUAUCUGUUUUCAAAUAAAAAACAAUAUUGAGCAAUGACAAAA
This is a messenger RNA of Lutra lutra (Eurasian river otter), 471 nucleotides long. Its product is annotated as mucin-5AC-like. Bases 58 to 309 code for a protein of 83 amino acids. The record is from RefSeq and is a predicted model, not a curated record. The transcript is spliced from 6 exons. Lineage: Eukaryota; Metazoa; Chordata; Mammalia; Carnivora; Mustelidae.